This is a messenger RNA of Panicum virgatum (switchgrass), 1215 nucleotides long. RefSeq lists its product as uncharacterized. The coding region runs from base 134 to 829 and encodes 231 amino acids. The record is from RefSeq and is a predicted model, not a curated record. The transcript has a single exon. Lineage: Eukaryota; Viridiplantae; Streptophyta; Magnoliopsida; Poales; Poaceae.
UACGAAAAGCGACGUCCAACUACCGAGCAAGAUCCGUUCUAUAAGACGCCGCCGCGUCCUUGCCACCCACAGCGCAAGUACACUCCGAUCCCCGGUGACAUCAGUUUCGUCAGGGAGCGAGAGCGAAAGCGAGAUGCCUCCCGCUCCCGGCGUGGCAGACCAGGCCCAGGCGGCGCCACGGAGCCCUCACCGGGGCAACGGCGGCGCCGUCGUCAUGCCGCAGAGCCCGCUGCGCAUCAGGCAGGACGGCAAGUUCUACGAGCGGCUGCUCACCAAGGACAAGGAGACCUCCGCGGCCAACCUGUCGUUCCGCUACUACUGGGCGGAGCCCGGGGCGGUGCCGUUCGUGUGGGAGUCGCAGCCGGGCACGCCCAAGGACGUCGCGCGGCGGAUAGGCGCCGCCGGCGCCCUCCCGGCCAUCACUCCGCCGCCGUCCUACCUGCCCCGCCACGGCAACGGCGGUGGCGGCGGCGGCAGGCAGGCGGCGCGCCACGACCAGAGGAGCGGCAGGCAGAGGCGGCGGUGCAGGCUCAGGCGGAUCAGGGUCGGCUUCAUCGCGGGCAUCUUCCGGAGGCUCCGCCUCUUCAGGCCGUGGCGGCGGUCGGCGCCGCCGGUCAAGGUGUCCUCCUCCUCCAGCCGCUGGCUGUUCUCGUCCGUGGCCGCGGACACAGGCGAGCACACCCUCCCCCACCAGGACGACAUCGCCGCCGUCGCGAAGCAGCAGCACAAGGCCGCGCCGGGCAGCUUCGCGGCCCCGUGGCUGUUGCGCCUCCGCGGCAGCUCCGGGAGCCGGGGCGCCGGCGGCGGCGGCACCCACGGCUGGGCGUAACGGUCGCCCUCAGGGGCGGUGACGCCGACGCCAGGAAAGGAAGGGUGGAGGAAUCAAUCGCAAGUCAGAAAGUGGUUUGUUAUGGUUAACGAAAGACGUUGACGGCUGUGUUCGUGCAUGCGAAGACUUUGUUCAGAGUAUCUCCAUCAAGCAAGGCCAAACGCUUGGCGUUGCCUAGCGAGAUCUGCAUGAAAUUUUUAUUCCUUUGUGUUCAUCGUGCUUACAGAUGUUCAGAUAGUAUAUACACCUCCACUUUUUGUUGUACAUGCUCAUGAACUAUUCAGAUGGAAUCCUAUGUUUGUUGUACCUCCACUUCUGCUACUUGUCUUAAUAUGUGAUCCUAUCAUAGUAUCAUUACCAUCAUCAUAUAAAUUAGUUGCAUGUAA